CUGAGAGGAGAAAUGGAGGAGCAGGCAGUUCAGCUGGACCGAGAAACCUUCUCCUGUCCGAUCUGUCUGGAUCUACUGAAGGAUCCAGUCACUACUGCGUGUGGACACAGCUACUGCAUGAAGUGUAUCAAAUCCCACUGGGAUGAAGAGGACCAGAAGGGAAUCCACAGCUGCCCUCAGUGCAGGGACACGUUCACACCGAAGCCAGCACUAAAGAAGAACACCAUGCUAGCAGCUUUAGUGGAGCAGAUGAAGAAGACUGAACUCCCAGCUGCUCCUGCUGAUCACCCAUAUGCUGGACCUGGAGACAUGGCCUGCGAUGUCUGCACUGGAAGAAAAUUAAAAGCCGUCAGGUCCUGUUUAUUCUGUCUGGUCUCUUACUGUGAGAAACACCUUCAGCCUCAUUACGAUUCAGCUCCUUUAAAGAAACACAAGCUGGUGGAGCCGAACAAGAACCUGCAGGAGAACAUCUGCUCCAAGCAUGGUAAGGUGAUUGAUAUCUUCUGCCGCACUGAUCAGAAGUGUAUCUGUUAUCUCUGCUCUGUGGAUGAGCAUAAAGGUCACGACACAGUGUCAGCUGCAGCAGAAACGACCAAUAAGCAGAGAGAGCUGGAGGAGAGACGAGGAAACAUCCAUCAGAGAAUCCAGGAGAGAGAGAAAGAUGUGAAGCUGCUUCAUCAGGAGGUGGAGGCCAUCAAUCACUCUGCUUAUAAAACAGUGGAGGACAGUGAGGAGAUCUUCACCCAGCUGAUCCGUCUCCUCCAGGAAAGAAGCUCUGAUGUGAAGCAGCAGAUCAGAUCCCAGCAGGAAACUGAAGUGAGUCGAGUCAAAGAUGUUGAGGAGAAGCUGCAGCAGGAGAUCACUGAGCUGAAGAGGAAAGACGCUGAGCUGGAGCAGCUCUCACACACAGAGGAUCACAACCAGUUUCUCCUCAACUACCCCUCACUGCCAGCACUCAGUGAGUCCACACACUCAUCCAGCAUCAACAUUCGUCCUCUGAGACACUUUGAGGACGUGGCAGCAGCUGUGUCAGAGCUCAGAGACAAACUACAGGACAUCCUGAGAGACUCAUGGACAAACAUCUCACUGAUGGUCACUGAGGUGGAUGUUCUGCUGUCAGAACCAGAACCAAAGAACAGAGCUGGGUUCUUAAAGUAUUCAUGUGACAUAACUCUGGAUCCAAACACGGCUCACACAGUACUGGCACUAUCAGAGGGGGACAGGAAGGUGACACGGAUGAAAAAGCAUAACUCUUAUCCCGGUCAUCCAGACCGAUUCACUGAUCGCUCUCAGGUUCUGAGCAGAGAGAGUCUGACUGGACGUUGUUACUGGGAGGUGGAGAAGAGCAGCUCAUGGGUUUAUGUCGCUGUCGCUUACAAGGACAUCAACAGAGAAGGAGAAGGAGAUGAAUGUUUAUUUGGAGGCGAUGAGAAAUCUUGGGCUUUGGAUUGUCAAGAAAAGAGUUAUAAACUGGUACACAGAAGAAUCCGAACCGCCGUCUCCGGUCCGGUUUCCUCCAGAGUGGGAGUGUACCUGGACCACGGAGCAGGCCUCCUGUCCUUCUACAGCGUCUCUGAAACCAUGACUCUGAUCCACAGAGUCCAGACCAGAUUCACUGAGCCGCUGCUGGCCGGGCUUUGGGUUGGCCCAGGAUCCGCUGCAGAGUUCUGCAAACCCAAAUAGAUCUGACUGUUGAUCAGGGUUCAUCGUUAUAACGUUUUUAUUUUUCUGGGUUAAAUGUCCAGGAAUCCUGAAGGAUAUCACUACUGGUGUUUUCUUUCACUUUUAUAUGAGAAAAAUGUCUCCACAUGAAAAUCUAAACUUCCACGGACUAAUAACUCUGCAUUAAUAUUUGUGCUGCAUUAAUAUUUGUGCUGCAUUAAUAUUUGUGCUGCUUGGAUGUUGAUUUAAUCAACUUGUCUUGAAAUGAAAUGAACUUGCUGCUGUUUUCUUGAUAUUAGAAAACGGAAACUAUUAGCCUAGCCAUCUCCUUCUGAAUACUUUAAAUAAGAAAAAUAAAUGUCUGCUGUUCCGUCUCUUUUGCUUUAUUCAAUAAAAGUACUUGA
Messenger RNA from Poeciliopsis prolifica (blackstripe livebearer), 2066 nucleotides. Its product is annotated as tripartite motif-containing protein 16-like. The record is from RefSeq and is a predicted model, not a curated record. The coding region runs from base 13 to 1683 and encodes 556 amino acids. NCBI's taxonomy places the organism in Eukaryota, Metazoa, Chordata, Actinopteri, Cyprinodontiformes, Poeciliidae. Gene Ontology annotation, molecular function: protein binding; zinc ion binding. The transcript has a single exon.